Messenger RNA from Epinephelus moara (kelp grouper), 1111 nucleotides. RefSeq lists its product as uncharacterized. The transcript is spliced from 3 exons. NCBI's taxonomy places the organism in Eukaryota, Metazoa, Chordata, Actinopteri, Perciformes, Serranidae. The record is from RefSeq and is a predicted model, not a curated record. The coding region runs from base 86 to 709 and encodes 207 amino acids.
AGGAGGUGAAAAACGGAGACAGCACUUCAGUCCGGAUGUGUCGGUUUCUGGAUGUUCCCCCCUUUUUGCAUUCGCACCAGAGCAGAUGCGCGCAUGCAGCAGCAAUCACCCAAUUCGUGCGUGUCGACUGGCCGCGAGCAAAGCCCCCGCAGGAAAACAGAUGCACAGCUGUCAGGGAGCAGAUACAGCUGCAACGGCGCAUGGCAACUGCAACUCCAAGUGGUCUCGAGGAGGACGAGGCGACGGACAAAAGAGCCGAGUGACUCCCAGCGGAGGUGGACCUGUGGCACCUGGCGCCACAGCAGCAGCAUGCAGAGCCAGUGCAUGCCAUUCACCAGUGGAAAAGGUAGUGGAAAUCGAUGGCUGGAGAGCAGGAGGAUGUGGUUGUCUGCAUACUUUUACCUGCCUCACCAAAGAGCAUCUGUCGGACCAGCCAUCAGAGCCAAGCAGCGCUUCUUUCCUCCAUUGUAACCACACAUGUCACCAUUCGGUUCAAGUCCACUUGAGAAGACCAUCCAAAAGGCUUCGUUUUGUUAGCACUCAGUGUGAAGAAGUUGGGUCAGAGAUAAAUUUAGUUUCCUCUGUUAACCUACAUCAAGCAGCUGCAUGGCACAACAGGACUGGCCUGCUGGAAGUAGCCCCAAUUUUGUUUGUGUCUGCCUCACACUGUCAAGAAUCGAUUACAGGGGACCCAGUUUAUGCUCUGUAAGCAGCAAGUUUAAGGUAUUUGCUGUAAGUCUUUCAAAGUCUACUGUCACAACUGGUAUUUCUGGAGCAGUCAGGAUGAAGGGUUGUCCCACAGACAGAUUCUGUGUGUCCUGAUUUUUACUCUCUGGGCGUAACUGUGCGACAAAUUGUCUUGUUUAUAUGUCUCCUGCAAAAGAGAUCUUGAUCUCAGCAAGACUUCCUAAAUGAAGUUCAUCCUCAUCUGUCUGACAGUUCCUGAUUAAUUCCUGUACAUGUCUUUUUUUUUCUUUUUUUUUGGCAAAUAAAGUGAUUUUGCUCAUGAUAAAAAUAGACUAUAGGACACUUAGUCCAUUUAAUUAUGAAAGCAAUGUAAGGUCAUCACAUCUCCAGGUGUACCUAACAAGCAACCAAGAAAUAAAAUCUU